AUGGUGAGCCUCACGCCCAACGCCGUGUCACUGCUGCACAGCAACGAGACGCCCGACGGCUUUGAGCCGUGGCUGCAGAUCAUUGACAUCAAGAAGAUCAAACCUGCGAGUGGGGCAGGCGGGGACCGAUAUCGCAUCGUGUUGUCGGAUGGCACGACGUACAUCAGUGGAAUGCUGGCGACGCAGCUCGCGCCGCUCAUGGAAAGCGAGAGUCUCAUGACAAACUACGUCCUGCAGCUCAAGGAUUACAUGCGCAAUAAGGUCCAGGGCCGUUGGAUUCUGAUUGUGCUGAGCAUUGGCGACAUUGCACCUGCGUUCGAGCGCAUUGGGAACCCGCAGAGCGUCGAAGGGUCCAAGGGACCGUCCGUUCCUCCAGCUUCUACAGCUUCGAUGCCGGCUGCCUCAGCUCUGGGUGCAAGGUCCAAUCCCGCUAUGGCUCAGCCCAUGUACCAGCAACCACCGGCGGCUGGAAACCAGUACAAUCAGCAGCCGCCCUCUGCUGCUCCGUCGAACUACGCGCCACCUGCAAAGCCCGCAGUAUCGACAUACAAUCGCGGUCCAGUCGUGCGCCAAGACCCGAAUGUCCGGCUCUCGGACAUUCACAGUCUGAACCCUUACGCUGGCGGCCGAUGGACCAUCAAAGCUCGCGUGACAACCCGCGCGCCGGUGAAGACCUGGACCAAUGCGCGUGGUUCUGGAAAGCUUUUCAGCGUUGAUUUGCUUGACGCAAAGGGUGGCGAGAUCCGCGCUACUUUCUUCAAUGACGGCGUGGACAAGUUUUACGAAAUGUUGCGUCCAGGUAGCAUCUUUUACUUUGCUGGUGGUAAGGUCAAGAUGGCCAACCGCCGCUUUUCAUCCGUUGACAACGACUACGAAGUGACGUUCGACCCGCACUCUGAAAUCUCUCCGGCUUCGGAAGACGGGCAAAUCUCGCACAUGCAAUACGCUUUCAAGAAAAUUGCCGAGAUUGAAAACGUAGCUGCUGAUUCGAAUGUAGACGUUAUUGGCGUUGUGCGAGACGUGGGUCAAGUCAACGAGAUCACGUCGAAAGCUGGCAAGCAGCUGUUCAAGCGCGACAUUUCGCUCAUUGACGAUUCCAAUGCUGAAAUCAAGUGCACGUUGUGGAACGAACGUGCUCAGGAGGACUGUUCCAGCUGGCUGAACCAGGUCCUGGCCAUCAAAGGCUGUCGCGUGAGUGAGUACAACGGCCGCUCGAUCGGCACUGCAAACAGCUCAAGCUUUACCGUUAACCCUACGAUCCCUGAAGCGGGCCACCUCGUCACCUGGUUUGCGAAUGGUGGCAAUGCGACCCAAGCGAAAUCACUGAGCUCUGGUGGCGGUGGUUUUGGUGGCGGCUCGUUCGGCACCUUUGCUGAACGUGCAGUCGUCAGCGAUAUCAAAAACAAGCAACUCGGUUUUGGCCAGAAGCCUGAUUACAUCACAGUGAAGGGAACGGUGAACUUUAUCAAGCAUGAUACUGGUGUGUACUACCAGGCCUGCCCGAAGUGCCAGAAGAAGGUUGUAGCGGAUGUGGCGCAGAACUACACGUGCGAGAAGUGCCAGACGUCCUACAGUACUUGCGAGAACCGCUAUAUUCUUUCGGUGGUCAUGCUGGACCACACGGGCAGCACAUGGACGACGUGUUUCAAUGACCAAGGGAAGGUGGUCAUGAAUGGCCGCACUGCAGACGAAAUCGGCGAGCUCCGUGAUACGAACCCGACACUGUUCGAGUCAGCUUUCAAGGACGCAUUGUUCAAGCAGUACAUUUGUCGGCUUCGUGUGAAGGCUGAGAACGUACAGGAGGAGCUUCGCGUCAAGGCAGGUGUCGUCAACUUGGAGCCUGUGAACUUCGUGCAAGAAUCCAAGGACCUUCUCCAAGCUAUCGCCCAGUACAACUAG
Hyaloperonospora brassicae is the source of this 1899-nucleotide messenger RNA. The record is from the annotation of a GenBank genome assembly. Lineage: Eukaryota; Oomycota; Peronosporomycetes; Peronosporales; Peronosporaceae.